UAUCCAUCCAACCACGCCCAGCGUCUUCGCCAUCCACCUGCACGCAGACUCGAUGUAUGCCCAUCCCAUAAGCUCACGGUGAUGCUCUCCAGUCUCAGGCGGCUGGUCAGCAGCAAUGGAGCUGCAGUCGCAGGCGAUAGGCGCUCGCAGCAGUCGAUCUUGUCGUCCCCUCGGAGACGUCGCACAGCCUCGGAAGGGUUCCAGGAUACCUUCAGCGCCUUCGUCGAUGACUGGGCAGUAAUCGAGGCCGACUUGAUCUCACCAGAUCAAGCCGCUCUCCAUCACGGAGUAUCCAGAUCCAAUCUCCCCCAGGCACUAGAAAGGCUUGGGCAGGCAAUCGUGCAAGAGUCCCUGACUACUGAUGAGGUGGUUGACGGCUUGGGACCGUGCAUGGAGUAUCUUCUCAAGAAAGACAUCCUGGGCAUCAUCGUCCGGUCAGCGCUCGCAGAUCGGCCAGCUGGGGUUUUGAUUGAGGCAGUCAAAUUUUUUCAGACUCUAGUGGCUCACCUGGGAGAUCGUCUCCUCAGCCAACAGGCCGUCAACAAACCGCUCGUUAAGCUCAUCCGGCAUUGCGUCGGGGAUGAAGACGUCGAUUCGGCAUGGGGUCAGGACGCAGGCUUUGAUGUAGCUGAGGACAGGGAACCGCAGCGGAGAGGCAGCUCCGAGCAAGCUCGAUUAGAUGAGGCUCUUGUGGGUCUCAUGGCCUUUGUCGCCUCAAAGCUGCAUGGCUCUCAAGAGCUACUUCACAUCUUCUUUCACAACCGACUCAAGGAUUCGACACGGCGCAAAGGCAGGGAUGCUAUACCGAUAGCAAGAGGUCUUCAAGCCCACGAAGCGGAUCCGCAAGAUGUUCCUGCCUCUCCGCGUUCGGCUUCGUCGAUGUCGACCGUCAAGGCGGCGCAGUCUGAUGGGCCGGCUGCGAAACCGCUGCAGGAUGAUGUACACAGCCCAGCAAGCUCGUAUGACUUUCCCCUCUUCACGUAUCUACUGCGCUUCGUCCAUCUCGAAGGCGAUACCGGCCAGCUGGCUCGAGCUGGGCUCUCUGUCCUCGUGCAGAUUGCCCUAGAAGCUCCAUCAUCGCUGGACUCACGUUCCCCUGAACUUUCGAAUCAGGGAACGAGAUUCCCUGGAGAGCUCGGAAGCUCUGCAACAUCGGACUUGGCAGAAUACAUAGCGCAGUCCGACUUCGCAGAUGUCCUUGGAGCCUCACUUGGAGCCGUCUGGGGUCUUCUGCCCUCAAAGCUAGCCUUCGUCGAUCAAGAAGCGGCACCAGAGAAGCAUGGCAAUGCCGAAGGGGGCAUGAAGCUCGGUGCUGGACGAAGAGGCUCAGAACCUGCUGAAGCCGAGAUCGAACGGCUACGGCGUCUCAAUAUCGAUCAGAGCUCGGAUCCCAGGACCAUCGAUAGGCUAAAGCUCUUCAUCGACAUUCUUGACUUUGUACAGUACGAUGUCGUAGGUCGAGCCGCCCAGUGCUCUGGGUCAUCCCUUGAUAGACGAGUCAUGGCGUCGCACGAACUAGUGACUCGCCUAUCGGCGUCAAUUCGACAGUCGCUGCUUGAGAAUGUGCUCUCGUUGUCCAUGAUCGAAAGCGGUGACAGAGACGGCAGCGCGGUUGCCAUCAUGAGCUACCUUGAGGUCUUGUUGUCGGCCCUAGAUGAUCGGUAUGCUCUCUCGGACGACGUCAUGGGCUGGCUUGUCAGGCAAGACGAGCAUUAUCCCUCCAACGCUUCGAGCAACGCGCCGGCAAACGUGAUGUCCCGCCGGAAGUCAGCGGCUCUCCUUAAGCUAGAGAAGUCCAAAGCUGAAGAGGCGAUCUACGAUCCUCUCUUGCAUUACACUAUUAAGGACCUCAUCCUGGACCACAUUGCUCCUACAAUAAGUGAUGCGUCCGUCACGGCAGCUCUCGGCCUGGCACGGACCCUCUUCACUGAUCAUGGACGCUUUGCUCCCUAUGGCCUCGUCGAAAUCAUUGCUGACGAUGAGUCUACCGCAUUUCCUGUAUAUGUGCCACCAAUUAGAGCAGCAGGAGAUGAAGCCGCCAAGACAGAAUCAUUGUCUAGCCCCGAGCUGGAUAGGCUAUUGGACCAAGCAGACAGGCGCAACGGCAACGAGGCGAGAAUGACGCUGACGCAACACUUCAGGGAGCUCGACCUGUACCUGUCACUCUCUGCGGCACUCGGGGCAUCCGCAAGGGCAAAUGCCUUGCCUCCGCUCUCUGGCACGGGCUCUUGCUCAAGCAUUGGAUAUGCAAGGUACCUUCAAGAUGCAGAAGAUGCCCUGCUCCGCAACAGUAUGUACCUCUAUGGCUUGCAGUACGGGCUAACCCAUGGGCCAUCCGGCCAGACGAGUACAAAUGGUAGCCCCGUACCCACUCUUGACCUGCCCUACCCGGCCUUUCGGCAUCGCUUGGACCCCAGAGAGCCUCUGUUGCGCUCCAUACUGUCACGACUCAGACGCUUCUUCGAGCAGCCUCCCGACCUCAAUGUCGCUCUGACGGGGACGAUCACGGCUAUCGCUCUCUGUCCCUAUCGUAGCAUGGACAGCUGGCUCGCCUUUGAGCGUCUUAGCACUUCCGACUUCGGAGUGAAACAAGGUGACGAAGGCUACGACUGGAAAAAGGCCCCGCAAUUGAGGAAGUCCCCGGCAGAGGCUCAUGGAAGCAAGCUUCCGCAAGUCCCGAUCGUUCUAGAACUUCUUCACAGACUAGUCGAGCACGUCCAGAACUACCGUGCCGCCAUUAGCGACUUCGACACUUUCCUCGACGAGCGCCGUAAAGGCUUGCUCUUCGUUGAGAAUAUCACUGAGGCCUUGGCCGACACAGGACACGACGGCGACGACGACGAGGGGUUCUUCGCUCGAAGCUCGGCUGGUCCUUCUGCGCCGAAGAGCGAGAAGGCCAGAAUGAGGCUGUGGAAAAGUGUCGGCUGGAGCACCUUAGGUCAGACGGAGAUUGGCAACGUCCACGUUCUAGACGCCAGAGAGGUGAAGUUGCCUCCUCGACAGACAGAUGUAGCCUCGCAGCGAUCGCUGGAAUCAUCGCCUUCUACCUUUACCCGUCUCUUUGGUCGCUCGCCCGCUGCCAAGAGCAAAGCGAUGCGGAAGAGUGAACCUUCCACACCGCCUACAAAAGGAACAGAAGCAGCAGCAGCAGGAGACAAGGAGACGCAAGCUCUACCUUUUGCAGAACACUACCGUCAGACUGCAGCUAUCACGCUCCAGGCAUCCUUCGUACCGAUGCCUCAGGGUCCUUGGACCACAUCCCGAGCGUCCACCAGCGGCGACCUCAGGGUAGGAAAGCGUGAGUGGGGGCCACAGUCUUCGACGGCUCCUAGUGCCUCGUCGCCGUCGUUGGGGGAUGGGUCCGAUAGUGGCAUCAGUCUGGGCAAAAUUGAGAAGCGCACUCGCUUCCAGCUUCCCGAAAAAGAUGCCGAGCAGACCUCGAGCAAGGGCACACCCGUCAAGGAGCCCUCCGCUCCUCCCAUCGGCCUCUUUCCCUCUCCUUCUCAGGAGGAUCCCGACCCUUUUCCCCUUGCGCAGCUCGCCUAUCCCGGGUUGGACGAAGAUGAGGAUGAAGAGGCGCGUCGUACGCGCGGUCGAGUCACACUCAGCGACCUGCUUGACAAUGUCGUCGUCCUAGAGGAGUUCAUCAAGGAGCUGGCGGCGGUGCUCCAGAUGAGAAGGACGCUGGGAAUUGAUGCGGUGCGGAUGUUUGAGUGAGAGGAAAGAGGAGGAGGGUAAGAAGAGGAGAGAAGAAGAAGAGGGUAGGAGACGGAGGAAGAUUUUAGCGAGAUGUGGGAGAGGAGGAGAGUCCCGUUUUAUACCCAUCAGUUAUGUUUAAAAACAAUCGCCACCCAAUUGCCAUUGCUGUGAUUGCGCCAGAAGCACUCAUUCCCGCUGAU
Microstroma glucosiphilum is the source of this 3899-nucleotide messenger RNA. RefSeq lists its product as hypothetical. NCBI's taxonomy places the organism in Eukaryota, Fungi, Basidiomycota, Exobasidiomycetes, Microstromatales, Microstromataceae. The record is from RefSeq and is a predicted model, not a curated record. The transcript is spliced from 3 exons. Bases 82 to 3717 code for a protein of 1211 amino acids.